Messenger RNA from Camellia sinensis, 4202 nucleotides. It is a transcript of the gene CIP111, whose product is annotated as Cam interacting protein 111. Gene Ontology annotation, cellular component: cytoplasm; chloroplast. The record is from RefSeq and is a predicted model, not a curated record. Gene Ontology annotation, molecular function: ATP hydrolysis activity; ATP binding. NCBI's taxonomy places the organism in Eukaryota, Viridiplantae, Streptophyta, Magnoliopsida, Ericales, Theaceae.
GCCCAAUCAAAAUUCCGAAUAAUAACCAAAAAAAAAAAAAAAAAAAGCGCAGAAACGUUUGUGUAAAACCCUACGCUCACAUAAGGGUUUUGAGAAGAGAACGAAGCAGAACUGAGGAACACAAGAAUCAACAGAUUUCUCACCUUUUAAGCUUAUAGGAGAGGAAGGAAUCUAGGGAGUUAGGAAGAGAUGCCUUCAAAAUCAAAGAAACAUUCUAAAUCAGUAACCAAGCUCUCACAUGUUGACCAGUCUGUGUCUCCUCAAAGUUCAUCAUGUUCAACACCACUUCCAGAAUCAGAAGUUAGUGAAGAAGAUGUCCUUUGCUCUCUUGAUGAAGUUAUGAGAAAAUAUCCUUCUCUGAUAGGCAGAUCUGCCUUGAUUGGCCGCGUUACUGAUGUCACAGAGGCCAAAGGUUGUAAGCUGUGGCUUUCAGAGUCUUCUAUGGUUGCUUCCUCCCUUACUCCUGGUUCCACUGUAUCGGUGUCUCUUGCUUCAUCAAGGAAAUUUUCAAGUAGCUUCCCUCUUAGCUCAUUAGCUGACGAAUGUGCAAAACAUUUUGGGGUUGGUUGCAAUGAUAAAAUGGUUAAUGAUGUGGGGAACUACUUUGCUCUAGCAACUGUUUUUCCUUCUUGUAAGGUUUUGAAGAAUGGAGUGCGAUUGUCUUCAAACCUCUCAUGUACAUUGGGUUGCCCUGCUUCAGGAAGGAUUGUGCUUGUUUAUCCCAUUCAAAUUCAAUCUGCAAUGGUUGUUAAUGGAAAUGACAAGUGGCAUAGCACCUCAGUGAAUUGUCUAUCUGUAUCCAACUGCAAGGAAUUAUAUUUAGAGUUGGUUUCCUCUAAUAGUGGAUUUGCAAAGAAUGGUAAUGUGCUGUCUGGCAUAAAUGUUUCUAGAGAAAGAACCCAUUCCAGAGAAAGAACCCAAGGUCAAUUUGGAAAUGGAAAUAUUUCAUCACCUAUGACACCAUUGUACUCUCAGUCAAAACUUAGCUCUCCUAUGAUUGGUCUGUUGAGUUCACCAACAUAUGAAGAGUCAAUAUCAAGUUCACCCAAUUCAUAUGAGACAGCCUUCAAUUCAUUUGAUAUAACAGAAGUAUUAGGAGAUGAAAGUGCAAAAAACCUUCUCCAGUCUUGCGCUACAUCAUGGCUAUGUUCUCGUAGUUUGCUAUGUGGAAAUUUUGUGUCCAUUCCAACACUUUUGAAGAUUUGCAUUUUUCAGGUCAUAGGUGCUGGUGGAAUGCCAGUAAGUUCCAAUCAGGAUUUGACAGAUAAAUUCAAUCAGGAUUUGUUCUCUCAUCCUGCCGAUAUGAUGGACCAUGUGGAUGUUGCUUUUUUAGUAAGCCAUAAAACAAAAGUACAUUUAUUUUCACCCAUAAAUUCUGCAUUGGAAACUUCACAGAAAAGAGGUUUACCACGUCUAGAACUUGAACAUGAGAGUAUCGAAGCUGAUGGAGGAGAUCAUUUUAUAAAAUUGGGUGGAUUGUCAAAUGAAUAUGCUGUUUUGAGGGAUAUAAUUUCCUCAUCGGUCAAGGACACUUUGUCAAGUUUGGGUUUACGGCCUACAAAAGGAGUGCUUCUUCAUGGCCCACCUGGCACGGGAAAGACUUCUUUGACUAAAAAAUGUGUGUGUGAUACUGGUGUCAACCUUUUCACUGUGAAUGGACCUGAAAUUGUUGGUCAAUAUCAUGGAGAAAGUGAGCAAGCAUUGCAUGAGGUCUUUGAUUCAGCUAGCCGUGCUACACCUGCAGUGGUGUUCAUUGAUGAGUUGGAUGCCAUUGCGCCUGCGCGUAGGGAUGGAGGAGAAGAGAUGUCUCAGAGAAUGGUUGCAACAUUAUUGAAUUUGAUGGAUGGGAUUAGUAGAACUGAUGGCUUACUUGUCAUAGCUGCAACCAACAGGCCUGAUAGUAUUGAGCCUGCACUUAGACGGCCAGGAAGACUUGACAGGGAGAUUGAAAUAGGUGUGCCAUCUCCAAAACAACGUUAUGAUAUACUGCUUGUACUUCUCAGUGGGAUGGAACACUCUCUUACGGCCAUGCAAGUUCAACACCUUGCUAUGGCUACACAUGGUUUUGUGGGUGCUGAUCUAGCUGCCCUCUGCAAUGAAGCGGCCUUGGUCUGUCUUAGGUGCUAUGUUGACUUCCAGAAAUCCUGCGAUGAUUCAGAUUCCGACUCAAAAUCUAUUUUAUUUGAUGGAUGCAAUAAUGCUACAAGGAUUGGCUCUAAUUGUUCAAAAGCUACAAGGGAUACCCUAGAUUCUGCAUCUUCAUCUGUCACAGAUUUGCCUGUUUCAUCAGAUAUACAGAAUGGAGUUAAUAACGGGGUAACUGGGGCUGGUGCGGCAGAAAAACACAUUCUGAAAGUUGCUUUUGAAGAUUUUGAAAAGGCUAAAAUGAAAGUAAGGCCAAGUGCCAUGCGGGAGGUUAUACUUGAGGUACCUAAGGUUAACUGGGAAGAUGUUGGUGGCCAAAAGGAGGUUAAGACACAGUUAAUGGAAGCUGUAGAAUGGCCACAAAAGCACCAUGAUGCUUUCAAGCGUAUUGGAACCCGCCCGCCUACUGGUGUUUUGCUGUUUGGUCCUCCAGGUUGUAGCAAAACCCUUUUGGCACGUGCAGUGGCUUCUGAAGCAGGUCUAAAUUUCCUUGCAGUAAAGGGCCCGGAGCUUUUCAGCAAAUGGGUUGGUGAAUCUGAAAAGGCUGUGAGAUCUCUGUUUGCGAAGGCAAGGGCGAAUGCACCAUCUGUCAUAUUUUUUGAUGAAAUAGAUGGUCUUGCUGUCAUUCGUGGAAAGGAAAGUGAUGGGGUUUCGGUUGCUGAUAGGGUCAUGAGUCAGCUUCUUGUUGAAUUGGAUGGUAUGCAACAGAGAGCUAAUGUUACUGUUAUUGCUGCUACAAAUAGGCCAGAUAAGAUUGAUCCUGCACUUUUAAGACCAGGACGCUUUGACCGACUACUAUAUGUGGGACCACCAAGUGAAUCUGAUCGGGAAGAUAUAUUCCGCAUCCAUUUGCGCAAAAUGCCAUGCAGUCCUGAUAUCUGUAUUAACGAACUUGCUCUUCUGACUGAAGGUUGUACUGGGGCUGAUCUAUCACUUAUCUGCCGCGAAGCAGCUCUUGCAGCUAUUGAAGAGAACCUUGAUGCCUCGGAGAUAAGAAGGGAACACUUGAAAACAGCAAUUGAGCAAGUUCAGCCAUCCGAAAUCCAGUCUUAUCAAGAAUUAUCGGUAAAGUUUCAGCGGCUUGUCCACUCCAGUACUGAAAGAGAUGUGUUACAUGAUCAACCAUGUUCAAGAUCAAAUUGGAACCCUUUCUGGACAUUGAUGAAAUCUGUUGCGCUGUUCUUUCAUCAGUUUCCAGCAUCACUUUCACAGUUGAAACCAUCUUCAAGUGGGUAGUGAGAUUUCUGCUUCAAACCCUCAGGCAAAGCAUUCUGUGUUUUGAAAGUGAUUUCUGAGGGAAUAUGGGAAGUCGAAGUUUCUGUUCCACCAUUGGGCAGUGGUAUUACCAGAGUACACUAUUCAACAGUGUAUAUAUACGCACAUACAUGGACACGUAUACAGCCAAAAGCGCAAGCUCUUUUCCAUACAUUACAAGUUUAGAUGGUUCGCUUUCUUCACCCAAAAAGAGCUUUGAGCUCAAUGUUGCAACAUCAAUGAAGCACGACGAGCCUUUUUAGAAGGGACUGACGCAAAGGUUUGAUUGUUUUUCAAGACCGACAGUAGACCCUCCUAAAUAUUGUUCUUAGCUUCUGAUUGGAGCAUUGAAAAGCUGCAUUUGGACAUGGGUGUUUUGCUCAUUUGUGGAAUUUUUUCCCUUAAUCGUUGUACAGGUAUUCUACAUUAACUUUGGGUAAUUGAGAAAUCUGGUUCACAAGCCGGCAUGAAAAUUCUGAGUAAGCUUGAAGGUUGUUCUGAGAUAAUUUUUUCCCUUCUAGCAGCAGCUGGAAAGAUUGUUCUGAGAUAGGGAGUUUUAUGAUUCGGGUCAGAGAAUGUUAGGAUGAGGCAUGCCGGAACCUGCGUUUUGGGUGGGCUCUUUAUGGUUUUUAUAGUACGAGUUGAAUUGAAUAGUGAAUUUGUUUGUGGUGUGAACUUUCUUUUCACGCCGAGGGGGGUAAUUCUAUUUUGUUGCUCUCAAACCUUUGUUGAUUUACUAAUUAAUUAAGUGCUAAUCAUCUUCUAGGACUUGCAAAAUGCAAAGGUUUCAACUAAAGUUUUAA